AUGUCGCCCACCCCCGAAGAUCGGGCGCUCUCUGGCCCCGCCGCAGCCGACGAUGACGAAGAUGACUACAUGAACAUGGUCAUUGAGGAGCCGACCAAGAAGGAGACGUCGCUGCAGAGAUUGCAGCGCGAGAAACGUGAGAGAAUCGAGCGGAGUCGGAGCCACAAGACGAAGCGUGAGCUUGCAGAAGAAGCCGACGCUGCCCGCGAAGCUGCCCUCGACAAAGCCAUCGACAGCUCCAACAAGGGCUUCAAGAUGCUCGCCAAGAUGGGCUUCAAAGAGGGAUCUAAGCUGGGCAAAGGCGAAUACGGCGUCGCUGAGCCUGUGAGGGUGCAGAUGAAGGAGGGCCGUGAAGGCAUCGGCAUGGAGUCCGAAAAGAAGCGCAAGCUGCGCGAGACGUACGAAGAGCACACGAAGAAGGCCAAGGUUGAAAAAGAGACCGAGGAGCAAUACUUUGCAAGCAUGGCCCAGGAGCGGAAGAACAAACGCAUGGAAGGCCAGUUCAUCGGCGCUCAAAAGGUUGCCGAAAAGCUGGACACUGAGCCGGUCGAAGACACGCAGGAAGAAAAUGCGCAAGACGGCGAUGAGGGGCAGACUGGCGAUGACGAGAAACCAGCCAUCCCUGCUGAUGACAAGAAACCAUCUAUCCCUGCUGAUGACAAGAAACCGGCCGUCCCUGUGGAUGACAAGAGCCAGCCUCUGCGAAGCAUCCCGUUGAUCUGGCGUGGUCUUGUACGUUUCCGCUUAGAAAAAGAAAGCGAAGGUCUGAUGCGCAAGGCUCUUGAGACACGCUUAACACGUCUGCCUACUUAUGACGACGAAGAUGAGGAUGAAGACGAUAAGCGCGGCCUUGGAAAGGACGACAAGACCAAGAUGAUUGUACACGAGGACCUUGCUGAGGAAGACACUGAGCUGGAAGAAUUUAACGCCUUGGAGCCGCAGAAGAAGCUUGAGAUGGCUGUCCAGUACCUCCGCGAUAAGCACAAUUACUGCUUCUGGUGCAAGUACAAAUAUCCCAACGAAAAGAUGGAGGGCUGUCCUGGUCUGACGGAAGAGGAUCACGACUAA
This is a messenger RNA of Lasiodiplodia theobromae, 1068 nucleotides long. Its product is annotated as Coiled-coil domain-containing protein 75. The record is from RefSeq and is a predicted model, not a curated record. The transcript is spliced from 2 exons. Gene Ontology annotation, molecular function: nucleic acid binding. The coding region runs from base 1 to 1068 and encodes 355 amino acids. Gene Ontology annotation, cellular component: kinetochore. NCBI's taxonomy places the organism in Eukaryota, Fungi, Ascomycota, Dothideomycetes, Botryosphaeriales, Botryosphaeriaceae.